AUGCUGAGCCUCCGAACAUUCGCCCGUGCUGCUCCGCGCAUCUCGCGCUCUGUCGCUCGCACCUCUUUACCUUCGACACCUCUUGCUCGUCCUGCCAUCAACCAGUCAUGGAAGCAGACCAUCAAGCCUGCUCACGCUGCUUUCUCAACCGCCAACAUUUUCCGUGAACCCGCUGGUGAGGGUGACAUUGAACUCAUCGCCAAGCUCGAGGAGGAAUUGAAGCACGAGAAGGCCUCGGGCCAGGAGGAUGCCCGAGAGCAGCAAGCUAGCAUUGAAUAUACCUUGCAGUCUGGCGAAUGGCAGGUCAAGGAUGUUGAGGGUGAACAGGAGGUGGUCCUCACCAAGACCUUUGGCAACGAGACCAUUCGCGUCACCUUCACGGUCGCUGACAUCAACAAUCUUGCCGAAGAUCCCAUGGACGACCUCACCGACGAUGCCCUUGCUGACGAAGGCGACUACCAGAACAAGCCUGCCGAGAAUGAGGACGAGGCCCUCCCUCCUACCUUCCCUGCUCGUGUCAACGUCACAAUUGAGAAGCCCAACAGUGGUGCUCUCUUGGUCCAGGCUGUCAUUCAAGACGGCGACCUCCAGAUUGAAGAGAUUUCUCACUUCAAGAAUGCCGAUAUUGCCAAUGCUCAGACAGCCGAAAAGGAUUGGUCGCGCCAGAGCUUCUAUGCUGGCCCCCCUGCCGAGAACCUUGACCCUGAGCUCCUUGCUUUCUGGGGUCGCUACCUCGAGGAGCGUGGUCUCAACCUUGAGUUCCAGAACAUGGUCACCGACUACAUUGCCUUCAAGGAGCAGAAGGAGUAUGUUAGCUGGUUGGACAACGUCCGCAAGUUUGUUGCUGCUUAA
Messenger RNA from Penicillium diatomitis, 852 nucleotides. Its product is annotated as MAM33 family protein. The coding region runs from base 1 to 852 and encodes 283 amino acids. The transcript is spliced from 4 exons. The record is from RefSeq and is a predicted model, not a curated record. NCBI's taxonomy places the organism in Eukaryota, Fungi, Ascomycota, Eurotiomycetes, Eurotiales, Aspergillaceae. Gene Ontology annotation, biological process: cytosolic ribosome assembly. Gene Ontology annotation, cellular component: mitochondrial matrix.